AUGGAAAGCAAUUCACAAGAGAACCGUCUCAACACCCUUUCAACACUACUUGAGGAAGUUUCUUCAGACACAUUAGAGUCGGAGACUCAAUUGUGGGUGGAUAUGAUAAACAGAGUCAAGAAAUCAAAACUUCAAAAACUUGCAGCGACCCACUCAGAAGCGCGGCUUACACUUGAAAAAGGGAUUCGAAACAGUUUUGAUGUCCAUUUGGACUUGACACAAGACUCAAACACUUCCCGAUGUUGGCUGACGUAUAACGAUCAAAACAUCAUUGUGAUCGACUUAACUCAAUGGUCCUGUCCAGAUGUGACCCCAAAUUCAAUUCAAGAAUUCAGAAUGAACAAUAAGCUCUAUUGGACGACUUUUGUGGAGUCAUACUCAUCCAUUGUAUCAACAGAAAAAGCAAAUGAAUUGAUCGUCUGGCAACCCCCAGAUACAGUAACUACCAACAUAGAAGUUCAAAUCCCUUCUUCUUGGCCUUUUGAAGUAUUUCCAUUCAUUUUGCAACACAGAUCCCAUAGUAUUCCAACACUUAAUAUACAUCAAGAUAUCCAAAAGAGCACUGAUAAAGAGAAAUUGCCGUUUGAAGACAACUUUGGCUUUGAAGAAAUUGUUCUGAAGGAAAUACCACCCAAAGUCAACACCCCACAAGUCGUCGACAUCCCUGUCAUACUUCCUCUCCCUGUCGAUGUGAAAAGGAACAGUUACUCCAUCAUCUUUUACGACUUCUGGACACACAACUUAUACAAAGACCUCAUUCAAGUUAAUGUCACAAUCAUUUGA
This is a messenger RNA of Entamoeba invadens IP1, 783 nucleotides long. RefSeq lists its product as hypothetical. The record is from RefSeq and is a predicted model, not a curated record. Bases 1 to 783 code for a protein of 260 amino acids. The transcript has a single exon. NCBI's taxonomy places the organism in Eukaryota, Evosea, Mastigamoebida, Endamoebidae.